AGCCGGAGACAGAAACCUUGAUGUUGACUCCUACUUGUGAGGAAAGUAAAGAUCAGACUCUGGACUUGAGUCCUGAUGAAACUCAGAUUGCGGCAGAGGAAGAGCAUGUUGUCAGCAUGUCAGUUAAAAGCUCUGUGGGUCCAGACCCAAACGAUUACGACCAGGUCCUCUCUCACAACUCUCACAUAGCUGAGAACCAAGAUCACAAAGGAGGUCAGCACGAAGACUCAGGAUCAACUAGAAAUGCAGAACCAAAAUCACAGAAGAGACAUCACAGUAGAGAAAAUAACAACACUGAAGAAAAGUCUACCACUUUAAAGAUACAGAAUAAUACAGAGAAACAGUGUUUUAAAUGUGACACUUGUGGGAAAUCAUUUAUGGUAAGGGCCACUUUGCGCAGACAUCUCAAAAUCCACACAGGUGAGAAGCCACAUACAUGUGACACUUGUGGGAAAAAAUUCUCUGAGCGCAACAAAUUAAAAGUUCACAUGAGAAUCCACACAGGUGAGAAACCAUAUCCAUGUAACACUUGUGGGAAAAGAUUCUCUCGGCCGUUCUUAUUAAAAAGGCACAUGAGAGUCCAUACAGGUGAGAAACCAUACCCAUGUAACACUUGUGAGAAAAGAUCCUCUACGCUGGGCGCAUUAAAAUUGCACAUGAGAACACACACAGGUGAGAAACCGUAUACAUGUGACACCUGUGAGAAAAGAUUCUCAAAUCUGGGCGCAUUAAAAGUGCACAUGAGAACACACACAGUUGAGAAGCCGUAUCCAUGUAAAACUUGUGAGAAAAAAUACUCUGACCAGAGCCAAUUGAAAGUGCACAUGAGAGUCCAUACGGAUGAGAAGAAGUAUACAUGUGACACCUGUGAGAAAAGAUUCUCUCUGCUGGGCACAUUAAAAGUGCACAUGAGAGUCCAUACAGGUGAGAAGCCAUACAAUUGCAAAACUUGUGGGGAAAAGUUCAGACAUUCUCUGCAGUUGAAGACUCACAUGAGAACACACACAGGUGAGAAGCCGUAUCCAUGUAACACUUGUGAGAAAAGAUUCUCUCUGCCGGGCACAUUAAAAGUGCACAUGAGGACACACACAGGUGAGAAACGGUAUCCAUGUGAUACCUGUGGGAAAAGAUUCACUCGGCUCAACGCAGUAAAAAGACACAUGACAACACACACAGGUGAGAAACGGUAUCCAUGUGAUACCUGUGGGAAAAGAUUCACUCGGCUCAACGCAGUAAAAACACACAUGAGAACACACAGGUGAGAAGCCGUACAAAUGUAAAACUUGUGGGACAAAGUUCAGAUAUGCUUGUCAUUUGAGUAGAAACAUGAGUACACACGCAGUGGGAAAAGAUUCUGUCUGAUGCCAGAUUUGAAAAGAUCGUUGAUGGCAAGUGUUCACCAACAUCUUUGUAAAUUAAUGUCAAAUAUUCUCCAUGAAGAGGUCAGAACAUUUUCAUGUAAGUUGUACUUUGUCAACAACACUGUCAAGUUUCGUUUUUCACUCUUAGCCCACAGACGUAUCCUUUCACACGCAUCCAA
This is a messenger RNA of Scomber scombrus (Atlantic mackerel), 1540 nucleotides long. RefSeq names its product gastrula zinc finger protein XlCGF28.1-like. NCBI's taxonomy places the organism in Eukaryota, Metazoa, Chordata, Actinopteri, Scombriformes, Scombridae. The coding region runs from base 21 to 1262 and encodes 413 amino acids. The transcript has a single exon. The record is from RefSeq and is a predicted model, not a curated record.